This is a messenger RNA of Marchantia polymorpha subsp. ruderalis, 627 nucleotides long. NCBI's taxonomy places the organism in Eukaryota, Viridiplantae, Streptophyta, Marchantiopsida, Marchantiales, Marchantiaceae. The record is from the annotation of a GenBank genome assembly.
UUGAGAAAGGGUCUUCGGAAGAGAAGUGGAAUUACAAGGACCCAAUCUGAGUUGAUGUACGCGGGACAUUGAUUUUUACGAGAGAAUGAAGGUGAGGAAUGGGAGACAUGCUGAACCGGUACACAUCCGUGCACUGGGAUACGAGGAGGAAAUCCCGGGCAGUGACUGCAAAAGCUACACAAGGACUGGCAUCCGCAGAGGCUUGGUGGCAGGUGCUGGUGGCAGAUCUGCCUGCGGCUGGCAGCAGAAAUGGACGGUCAAAGCAGAGAGGGAAUGGUGCGUCUUAGCUUUGGGAAAGGAGAUGAGCGCGCCGUCGGCACCAACGUGUAGGACCGUAGGUGGGUGGGGGAGUAGGUCAGUUGUCCAGAACUAAACAAUGGUCAAAAGCAUUUAGGCUGAAUUUUGACGAGCGUAGAGGAAUGUCUAGGCCGGAGCAACGAUCUCAGUGGACUUGACUUGACCGGCUCCUCGAGGCUCCACGAUCUUGGUCCUGACAUUGACACUUCUGCGGGCGUAUUUUUCAUGCGCAGCCUACCCUACUUGUCGGUGGACGAUUUCACUCUGAUUACCGAAGUGUGGCCUUUAAUGCUUGUGUCGAUUGCUUUGCAUAAAGCUUUGCUCGGAGAC